Vicia faba (fava bean) is the source of this 1308-nucleotide messenger RNA. Lineage: Eukaryota; Viridiplantae; Streptophyta; Magnoliopsida; Fabales; Fabaceae. The record is from the annotation of a GenBank genome assembly.
AUGGAUCCCAAUCCAGGUACCUUCCCGAUUCUCUCUUACGUCAUGUCCCGUUUCCCUUCCUUAGCAUCCCUAACCACCGCCACCGCCACAUCCUCCGACACCGAAUUAUACGACAUCGACAUCGAACAGCCACGCUCCGAAAUCGUCGGCAAAAUGCCAAACCUAGCCGACCCGGAACUAAUCGCAUCCAUGGGCCGGGCCAUCGCCAACGUUCAGCAGGCCCGGUCCGUCCUUAACCUAAUCGGCGAACGUCCGACUCACGAGGACAUCGACCUCGCGAAGGCGAAGCUCGCGGAGACUGAAGCCCAGCUAUCCCGCCAGCUGGAAGAAAUCGUGCAUCAUCCGCGGCCUCCGGAGAUCAAGAUCCAAGGAUGGCGGGCUCAACAAGCCGAAAAGGAGAAGGAGUGUAGGGAAGAGGCGGAGAAGGAGAAGCGGAUAUGGAAAUCGCUUAUUCAGCUUGAUGAGAUGCAUGAGGCUUAUGAGAAGCUGCUUAAGGAUUCGGAGAAGCGGUUGGUUAGAAUGUACGAUUCUGCUGGAGAUGGCGAUGUUGGAGGAGAUGGUGAUGAGGUGAAUGAAGAGGUGGUAGGGAUUCUGCAGGAAGCGGAUGGGAAAGGGAUGGAGAGAAUUGACCUUUCUGGCCGGACAUUGAAGAUUUUGCCGGAAGCUUUUGGUCGGAUUUCGGGUUUGCUUGUGCUUGACGUUUCAGCUAAUCAGCUUUCGGCAAUUCCUGACUCAAUAGCUGGCUUGCAAAAUCUGGAGGAGCUUAAUCUCUCUGCAAAUCUUUUGGAAUCACUGCCUGAUUCAAUUGGGUUGCUACAAAAAUUGAAAUUGCUCAAUGUUUCUGGAAACAAGCUUACUGCCCUUCCUGAUUCCAUUUGUCAGUGCAGGUCAUUGGUGGAGCUGGAUGCAAGCUUUAACAAUCUGUCUUACUUGCCAACAAACAUUGGGGAAUUGGAUCUCAGCAAUAAUCAGAUUCGUGCACUUCCCGAUACAUUCGGCUACCUUGAUAACUUGACCAAGCUCAACUUGGAACAGAAUCCUCUUGAAGUGCCACCAGUGGAGAUUGUGAAUCAAGGGGUCGAAGCCAUAUUGACUUUUAUGACCAAGAGGUGGAUUGAUAUCUUGCAAGAGGAAGAAAGAAAGAGCAAUCAAGAAAUGCAAGAACAAGUAGAGGGUGGCUGGUUAACACGAAGCACUUCGUGGUUGAAGAAUGUUUCCGGAAAUGUAGCUGGGUAUAUCGGAACUGCUGUUGGAUCUCCUAUGUCACCCAAAUCUCCUAAGGAAGAUUAUCUUAAUCAACAGCUAUAA